AUACACUAGCUGCGAGCACUUGAGCUAUGUUAGAUUGAGAGAUCGGACUGAUAGAAGAGAGUGAUAGAGGUUUUGUUCUGUUUAAGCGAUCAGUCAAUACAAAUGAGGUCGCCAUCGCCUUCAUCAGCAACCAGAUCAAUUUUUAGGAUCGGAACUCCUGAAACCAUGGACAGGAGCAGUAACUCCGCCCCUUGCAGCACUCCAGGGCGGUUGCCGCCGCGCAGCCCGCUCGACGUCGAUGAGGAGUACGACCGUGCCUUCAAGUCCAAAUCCUUCCUCGACCUAUGGUCGAACGCGCACCACCACCUCAGGCACACCUUCUCCUCCUCCUUCAAGCUCUCCUCCUCCAAGUCCAGAGUCAAGGACUCGCGUCAUGAUCACGAGGGUGACCGCGAGGACGACUCGGCGGCGGCGGCGGCCGUGGAGCAGUCGUGCUCGUACACCGUUCUUGACGACUUUGUGCUGGAGCCAAGCCCGGAGGUGCUCGCGCGGUGCAGGCGGCAGCGGCGACGGCGAAGGAAGCGCCGCGUGGUCACCCUUCUGAUCGAGUACUUCGACGUGACGCAGGAGGCCUGCGAGGCGUGCUCUGCGCUGCUCACCGCUAUCGGCGCGGCGCGGCGCCACCACCUCACGAUCCGCCGGCUGCUUCUGCGGCUGGAAGGCGGCGAUAAAGAACCUGGCGCGAAGGACGCGCUCGCGGAGCACGUCCACCUUGACAACCCUCUCUCGCCAGGCUGCCUUUCCGGGUUCCAUGAGGUGCACGCGCGGUGCGGUCCGCUGGCCUCGCGCCUGGCCGCGGCGCAGCGCCAGCUCCGGAGGCUCGCUCGGGCUGCGCGCGUAGUGCGGGGCACGGCCGCGGCUGCGCUCGUCGCCGCGUGCGCGGCCGCCAUCGUUGCCGCGGUGGUGUUCGCCGCGCACGCCGUGGUGGGCAUAGGCGCGGUGGCCGUGGCCGUGGGCGCCAGCCCCGCGACCGCCGUGCGGUGGGCAGCCGAGAAGGUCAGCGAGCGUCACUAUGCGCGCGCCGGCGCGACGGCGGACGCGGCCGCGCGCGGCGCCUACAUCGUGGGGCGCGACCUGGACACGGUGAGCCGCAUGGUGCGGCGCGCGCACGACGAGCUAGAGCACGGGCGCGACGUGGCGCGCAUCGCGAUGCGCGGGCACGGCGAGCGGCCGCUGCUGCAGGAGGUGGCGAGGGAGGAGGAUGAGUGCGAGGCGGACCUCAAGGCGCAGUUGGAGGAGCUGGAGGAGCACGUCUGCCUCUGCCUGAUCACCAUCAACCGGAGCAGGAGGAUGGUGGCUCACGAAAUGACGCGUGGCUUGCCCUCGCUGGAGACGCCACCGUCUGAAAGCUAGUUUGCUUUUUUUUUUUUUGUGAAAAUCAGCAAACUAUUGAUUGUUAAUUGACUUGUUAAUAUUUGUCCAUAAUUUGAUAUGAUAGUAGUAGAAAUUUGAAGAACUAAGAGUGUUUCUUUUGUGUGUACAGUAACACACUAAUUUUUU
Messenger RNA from Phragmites australis (common reed), 1500 nucleotides. Its product is annotated as putative UPF0496 protein 2. Bases 103 to 1353 code for a protein of 416 amino acids. Lineage: Eukaryota; Viridiplantae; Streptophyta; Magnoliopsida; Poales; Poaceae. The transcript is spliced from 2 exons. The record is from RefSeq and is a predicted model, not a curated record.